AUGGAGAACUAGCAUCAAUUCAUUGUACUUGUGUUAGGAGAUUGCAAUACUGGGAAAUCAACAAUAGUUGGGAGGUAUUUAGAGAACAAAUUGGUUGACCCACAACCAACAGUUGGAGUAGUUAAAAGAGAAACCUAAAUAGAUAUCGGUAAUGGCAAUUAGAAAGCUUAAGUAAUUUCUGGUCUAAUUAGAUAUAUGAUACAUCUGGGAGUGAGAAGUUUAGAGCCUAAAUUUUGUCUGAAUUCAAGAAUGCAUCAGCUGUUGUGUUGGUUUAUGAUAUCACUGAUUAUCAGAGUUUUUAAAAUGUCUAGACUCUACAAAAAGGUAUUUAGCAGAUUUAUCGCGAAUUAGAGGUCAUAAGAUAGAAUCCAAAUGUAGAUUAUUGGAUAGUUGUAGGAAACAAGUUGGAUUUGAAAGAGCAAAGAAAAGUCCAUGUUGACGAGGGAAAGAAGUUUGCCUCAUAGAUUGGGGCUAGAUAUAUAGAAUGUUCAGCUUAACAACCAAGCAAUAUCAAUUUGAUCUUCUUAACUAUUUAACAAUGGACUUAGAUUAAUAUUUAACCGAAAUAUGUCCCAGAGUAAACUCAAAGACUUCUUGAGAAAUUAAACAACGAUGAAUAACAAAAGCAAUUGUAGACCUCUUCUUCAAAAAACAAUUAAACCAAAUUCAAAAAUAAGAAUACAAGUUUCUCUUUGAUUUAGAACAAUACAAAUAAUAAUAUAGUUUCGUCGUCAUUUGAUGAUUAAUAAAAUUCAUUUAAUGGAGAUGGCAUGUAAGAUUAUUUUGCAUAAUUAUUAAGAAAAACAGAUUUGUAGACUCAAAAAGUAAAUUAAUGAUAUUAUUAAGUUAGCUGAUGUGAUUGUAGAAGAAGCAUAAGAUAAUGUGAUUUAAUCUUUGAGAUAAUAGACCCUUGCCAUAUCAAACUCUAAACCAUUAUAUAUUCUUGAUGAUGUCAAUUCCCAAUUAUAAGAAAAAAAUGAAUAUAAAAUAUCAAUGAUGAAAAAGAAACAUAAAUAAUUAGAUAAAUUAAGAAAAGAAAUAGCUUAAAACCUGUUACUUGUGUAGGAACAAAGGAAGAAGCUCUCAACUGAUUAAGUUAUAGAGAACACUUAAACUUAGAAGUUAGAGAAGGAAUUGCAAAAGAGAUUAUUGAGUGUAGAACGAAAUAUGGAUUUUUUGAAAACUGACAUCUUACUCUAGUAAAAAACCUCGAAGUUUAGCAUUAAUAAAAAUAAUUUCCUGUCAAAUGACUAAUCGCAAAUCCUCAAAUAACAUAUUAUUUCAAUUCAUAAUCCUGAACAUAUUAAGGAGUAGAAUGAAUAAAUUGCUAAAAUUAAAAAUGAAAGGAAGAAACUGGAGGAGUAAAGAAAUAAUAGAUAUAAAUAAUAUGUUGAUAAUUUAGAAGCUCUAUAAAAAUAAGAAAAAGAAAUGAGGCUAAAGAACGAAUAAGACUUAAUACAGAAGAGAAAAGAAAAAGCUAUGUAGAAAAUAGCUUCAAUGGAUAAAUUAAGACAAGAACGAUCCUAAUAAAUGAUUAAGUAAAAUGAAUAGGUUAAAUAAAUUAUUGGAACAACACCUUUGCAUGUUAAAUUGGAAAAUAUAUUCUAAGAAAAGAAUAACAACUCUUAAUUAGAAGAACACAAAUUAAAAUUGAAAUAAAUCAGAGAUCUGCAUUAACCUAUUAGAAUGAAUGACCUAAAAUAAUGGGAAGAAAAUUACGAAAAGAGGAGGAAAUCACAAGAGGAGAUAAGAAAUUAAAGGAUUCUAUAAAAUAAUCAAGUAUCUUAUCAACCUUCUUAUGAAUCCUCCAUUUAUAGAUAAGUAAAAGAACAAUAAUGUAAAUAAUUGAAGGAGAAGGAAUUAACUCACAAAGAGUAUCUAUCAAAGUAAUAAGCUAAAUAAGAAUUUUUAAAUAAACUUAAGGAUUAUCUUCCUUCUAUUAGUCCUGAAAAGCAAUAGGAAUUAGAACAAAUAAUUAGUAAAGCACAUCACAAAAUCGAUUUCUAUGAAUUCAUUGAGAUGACAAAAAAAAUAAAAUUAAAAGGAGUGUUCUUUGAUAAAGAUGGAAAAAUUCUAGAAAGAAAUGUUGAUGUAAAAUUCUUAUGUAAAUAAGAUAGGAAGAAUAUUAUGAGAAAAUAAAAGAAAACGAAAGGAAUGAAGAAUAAAGUGCUAAAACAAUAGGAAAUAAGUAUCUAAAUGAUGUACGGAGAAUCAUCAAAAAACCAAGUUAACAUGAAAGUGUUGAUAAAUUAUAAAGCUAAUCUAAUCCAGAAUAGGGUUAUUAAUAAGCUGUUAGAAAUCCUAAAUAAAAUAAGUUGAAUGAAAUCAAAUCACAUUGGAAAUUAAAACCAAAAGUGGUUUUUGAAGAAACAGAUCUUGAAAAGAUCAUAGAUGGUAAUGAAGGUAACACUAUCAAAUAUUGAAGUGGCUGGAUUCUCAAAUCAUCAUGUUAUGCAGGAGGCAAAUAAACUAGCAUCUGAAGCAGUCAGAAAAAUAUAGAUUAUAGAGGCAAAGGGAGAAGGGAAAGAAUGCUUUAAGGAUAUAGAAUCGGCAGAUAAAUUGUUAAUUAAUUCCAUUAAGGUUGAUAUUUGAUACAUUAAAUUUUAGGCUAAGCUAUCUUUAAUGGAUAAGGAAAUCAAAUCUGAAAACAGAGGUAUAUAAAUAUCUUCUAACAAGAAGAGAGGAAGAAGUAAUACUAAAUAGCAUGUAUGA
Messenger RNA from Paramecium octaurelia, 2712 nucleotides. The record is from the annotation of a GenBank genome assembly. NCBI's taxonomy places the organism in Eukaryota, Ciliophora, Oligohymenophorea, Peniculida, Parameciidae.